UUGUUGAAUAAAUUAACUGUGACGGAGUCGACACUAACAUUUUAAUAAUAUUGUUUCUAUCUAGACUAAAUUUUAAGAGAUCCUUUUUUAAGGGACACCAUCAUUUGAAAUCCAGUGACCCCUCCUAGCCUUAGAAGUCCCUUCCAUUUUGUACCAAUAUUUCAUUCAUAAGCAUUUUAAAAUAUUAAAUGCAAAUACUUAUUAUUACAAAUACACCAAUAAACACUUUCCCCAACUAGCAGACGACAGGCUAUUCUUAUCAGUAGGUUUUCGAGUAAAGAUAACCGGUUGCGUAUCUCGCUGUAUAAAUCGUAUGUAAAAUGGUCUGACAUAUGGUAGGUUUAACAGUUAAUUUAAAUACUUUGGUGACAAAAAUAUGUAAAAUUAUAUACUGUGGCAAAGCUAAGAUCCCAAGCUUUCCAUUGAUGUAAUAAUUUUUAAAAUCAGACAUUUAAUCACCACAAACUAGCGGUUUAAAAAUGGCUUAAUUUGUAUUGUUUUAGCGUAAGAGAUAUCGAUUUUACUCGAAGAUAAGGGAAACAACUCGUAUUUUUUCACUCGAUAUACCUCGGUUAUUUACGUAGUUCAUAUGAAAAGUGUUUAUGGGUGUAUUCAAGUAUUUUUUCCAAGUACCAACCAAGCCCUAUGUUGCACAGGCACGAGUAUCGGACAAAUAUGAUAUGACAAAAAUAUGACCCGAAAGAUAAUUAAACCUGUGUUCAUCUUUAAAAGGUCAAAAACCGAAAAAAAUUGUAAAUUAUACCCCCCUUUAAAAACAUACUUUAAGUUAAGAGAAGGCUAGAAACUCCAGAUUCGAGCCUGCAAGCAAGUGAUUCACUUCCGGGGCCGUUGUGAAAACAAUUGUCCAGACAAUUAAAAAAAUCUUUUAUCACUUUCACGUUUGUAUUAAGCUUCCAAAUGGGACCAAGUCUUUAGCCCUUCCCGUUCAUGAAAUAUCUGUCGGGGGAAACAAACGCAUUCAUGCUAAAAAUCCUUGGUAGACAAAAUUGCGGCACAACAAUUCGGUACGUAAACAUAGACUAGUACAUGUUUGCCAGCUGAUUAUGGGUCAUAAUCAUAUUGUCACUUGGCGCAAUAACUCACUUAAUGUAUAUGUAUUUUAUAAUUACUUAUUAAUGUAUUUUCAUUUUAUUGUAAAUAGGCCAUCAAAAAGGCUGUAUGAAUCGGAUAGUGGCACUGAUGAGAAUGAGACAGACACAGAGAGUAGGCCACCACAAGUUAUUGACCAAGCAACAACGCCCAAAGAGUCACAAAGCCUACUUUCAUCUCCGCCUCGCUUAUCUGCACAGGCAUUGCGAGAGGCCAGCAGUGAUGUGCAAAGUGCUUCUCCAAUACAAGGUGCUUCUGAUACACCCUUCCGUGGGCAGAUUAUUGGGCCCACUGCUGUUACACAGAUUCUCCGAGUCUUUGAGACAAUGCGAGAGAAGAAUCGUGAAAUUAAGAGGAUGGUGCAGCGAAUGCUGUUAAGGUCAGCAGCAGAUGACCAACCGCUGCAACUUCCGAAAGAUAUCUCAUUCCCUAUUCGUUAUCCUGAGCAGAUGGAAGCAUUCGAUAAGCUUCUGGGAGAUCAGACAAUACUCUCAUCUGUGGUGCGGUUCCUCUCAAUGUUUGGUAUGGCAGAUGUACGGGAAACUGUUGACCGCUUGAUGAAAGAAACCAUGUCAAAUGAACUGGCAAGAAUGUACAAUAUGAAGUGGCUGAAGGGGAAGGAAAAGUUUGUGGGCCUCUAGAUACUGAAUGUAUUGUAUAAAUGUGUCCAAAGGAACUUGCCGACAAAGGCUGCAACGAGGAAGGAUGUUGAAAUAGAGGUUUCAAAGUGGCUGGCUGGCACGCGGGACCGCGAUGGGGGAAGAAAAGCAAGAAACAAAGUGUCAGAGACCUUACCUGAAGAAAAUGAAGGAAGUGACUAGACAUGUUUUUAAUCUAAAAAUGCAAAUUUAUAGAGGAUAUUUGUUUGUUUGUGUGUAAGAUGAAAUUUUAUAUCAUCAAGAGAGCUUUAAAAACAGUAUUCUCAUGAGUGGCUAUGCGCUCGUGAGAACACUGUUUUUUAAAGUUCCUUCAAUGAUAUAAAAUUACAUCUUACACAACAAACAAUAAAGUGUCUUUUUAUUUUAUGCUAAUGAAAUUUCCUCAAUAUUAACGUUAAUAUUAAAUCUGUUUUCCCCACUGUUAACAUCAAUUUUAGUUAAAUUUAAGUCCCAUUUCUCAUAAAUACAGGAAGUCUUGGGCUGAAAAAUAAGUUUGACAAUCAACGUUGAAUAGCCAUGAUAUUAUUUAUUGAAUUCAAAAAAUUUGAAUGAUGAUAAAAUCUUUAAAAAGUAGUCUCGUCAUAGAAAAGUUUGAAAUUUUAAUCAUUUUACUGUGAAAUUAUCAAAUAUAUUUUUCACGGAUACAUCAGUAAUACACUCAAAAGCAUAAAAUAAAUGACUUUUAUUUUACAUUUUCAAACCUUUACUUCAUCUGCAUAUAAGUUAUUCCACUGAUUGAAAGUCAAUAUGUAUCAAGGUAUUUUUAAAAUGUGAUAAGGGUCAGAACUACAGUAAGCGGCUCAUUUGUUUAUCUUGUUAUACUUUUUGUUGCUAAUUUUAAUGUUUGAGGUCAUCAGCAUAGCAUGUCUUUCUUGUAAAUGCAAAAUUCUUGUCUAGUCAAAUUUUGCCUUCUAGUCAGUAUAUUCUGCUGCUAUGUUAUGUUUGUUGUUGACAUUAUAUGCUGUUUUUCUGUUGUCUAUAUGCUGUUGUUUUUUUUCCAUUAAACAUUGUUACUGCACGGAGGAAGGUAGUCUAGUACUGGUGUAACUCUCCAGAAACGAUGGUUAGGAAACUACCCGCCUAUAUGACGUAAAAGGCGUAAAAUGAAACAAACAAACAAAAAACAUUGUUACUAUUUAAAUCAAGACAUUAAAUGCUUGGGGAAUGUUUUUGAUACUGAUCAAUACAAUUAUAACAUCUUGUCAAAACUUGACACUAACAGGGAACACAUGUAUUGAUAUGGUAUUAACCUUUAAAAUAAAGUUGGAAUACUUUACAAUGAUGAUUCUUGUAAUCUUUAUUGUUGUUAUUGUUGAAACUUUGAUAAUAUCGGAGAAAUUACUGAAACCAACUAUUUUUACUGACAAUUUUUUUAAUGAAUUUCUUCACAACAAAUUUGAUCUUUGUGUAAUAUCACAUUUUAAUUAUUAUUGAUUUUUACAAACUUGUACAAACUAUUUUUUAUUUUUCAUCAGCUGCAUAUUUUGUUUACAUGUCUAUAAACAGUAUUUCAAUGUGCCAAGAUUUUGUGUAUUAUAUUUGUUACUUUUCAUUAGCUGCAUAUUUUGUUUACACGUCUAUUAACAGAAUUUGUAACAACCGUGCCAACCUUUUGUGUAUCAUAUUUGUUACUUUAGCUGCAUAUUUUGUUAACACGUCUAUAUAAACAGUAUUACAACCGUGCCAACCUUUUUUGUAUUACUUUUUGUUACUUUUCAUUAGCUGCAUAUUUUGUUGACAAUUACAACAGUGCCAACCUUUUGUGUAUUAUAUUUGUUACUUUUCAUUAGCUGCAUAUUUUGGCCACACGUCUAUAAACAGUAUUACAACCGUGCCAAGGUUUUGUUAAUUAUAUUAAUUUUUUUUUUCAUCAGCUGCAUAAUAUUUUGUUUACACAUCUAUGAACAGUAUUACAACCGUGCCAAGGUUUUGUUAAUUAUAUUAAUUUUUUUUCAUCAGCUGCAUAAUAUUUUGUUUACACAUCUAUGAACAGUAUUACAACUGUGCCAAGGUUUUGUUUUAUUAUAUUUGUUACUUUUCACGAGCUGCAUAACAUUUUUUUCUUCAGCACUACCAUACCAAAGUGUAAUACAUGGUUGUUAUGAACAACUUUUUAUAUUAAUUGAUGUAGAUCUAUAUCAUUUGAAAAUGAAAGUAAUUGGUAGAUAGAAAUUUGUAAUGAAUUACAGUAAAUGUAUAAUACUUUUUCUAUGAAUUAUGUAGAAAGUUAAAAAGACAUUUAGGGUCUUACUGUUGAUUUACUGAAAUUUAAACAUUAUACACAUAUAUUUCUUGGAGUUCCAAAGACCUUCUGUAAAGUUUUACCAGUGUCUAGCAUAAGUUUCAUUUUUCCUUAUAGUGAUCUGUAAGGUAUCUAAUGUUAUAAAACUGCAUUUUUAAUUAUUUUGUUCGUACAUUAUAAACAGUUUUCCAUUACAUGUUGCUUAUUUAGUGUACCAAAGUAAUAUUUACUACCUGGGACUUUUUGAAUAAUAAUUAAUAUUUCUGUAUUUUUGAAUUAAAAACUAUGUAGUCAAAAUGAAAUUCUGUGGAUUUACAAAUAUGUACAGUUUACUUGGAUUUUUAUAUUGUACACUUUUCUAAGUUUAUUUACAUAAGUAAAGGUUUCUUUGUUGACAUCAGGCGUCCACAGAAUGUAUUGAGAAUCUGUAUAUAUAUGAUAUACACUUACCAUAAGUGAGAUUACUAAAUAAAGUUACAUUGUUAAAGCAUA
Ruditapes philippinarum (Manila clam) is the source of this 4503-nucleotide messenger RNA. RefSeq lists its product as uncharacterized. The transcript has 4 exons. The record is from RefSeq and is a predicted model, not a curated record. NCBI's taxonomy places the organism in Eukaryota, Metazoa, Mollusca, Bivalvia, Venerida, Veneridae. Bases 1065 to 1751 code for a protein of 228 amino acids.